GCUGAGGAGAGAGGAAGGGACACUGCUCCGUGCUGCCCCUUGUUAUCCUUGCUAUCCACGUGCCCCCCCUUGUUAUCCUCGUGCUCCCGGCCUUGUAGCGGUGCCGUGGCGGGGCGUGUAGGCGUUGACAUGUAAGCCCCGGUCGUCUACCCUCCGUGCCCUAUGGGGGUCCGUGGACGGGGCAGCACUCACGGUCAACGGCACUGCCCAUACACUCAGUCCACCCUGGCGGGGACCUCACCAAUGACCUCCAUGAAAACAGGGUCCCAGACAAGCCAGUUGGUCUGAAGGCCGUGGCGCUGACUGACCACAUCAGGGUGUGCUGGCAGCCCCCUGCACAGCACAAUGUGAUGCUGUGCGGCUACACCAUUGCCUGGGACCAAGGCGUGGCGGACAUCUACUCCAAGAUCGUGGACAGCAAGCAGCGCGGUUACUUCAUUGAUAAGCUGGAACCCAACAUGGAGUUUGUGAUAAGCCUGCGAGCCUUCAACAACGUGGGUGACGGGCAACCGGUGUACCAGCAAGUCCGCACCCAGCCAGAGGAGGAGGAGGUGGUGGCACCCACGCUGGACCCGGCGGUGGGGGUGGAGGCCGUGGUGCUGACGCCCUUCACCGUGGUGCUGCAGUGGGCAGACACCAUGCUGAGCCAGAACCAGUACAACAGCUGCACCACCUUCUCGUCCUCAUCCUCCAGCCGCUACGUCAACGCCACGGAUGUGACCUGCCUCAUUGACAGCCUCAAGCCAUCAACAGUGUGUGAGUUUGCUGUGAAGACCAUCAGGGUGAGGCCACAGUGCUGGAAGCCUUCGUUCUUCUUUCAGUUUGGCGUGAGUCCCCCUAUAGCCUGGUGGCCUCCAACAACCUGCUGGUGGCCUGGCCGUCCUGGCCCUCCCUGGCCAGCCGUCCACCACCACCUUCACCCGGCAGCCGCUGCAGCGGAACAAUGGGAGGAUCACAGGCUACGCGAUAUUCCUCACCAUGGACCAAACUGUCAGUGACUGGGUGAUGGGGGAAGUGACGGGGGACUGGCUCACCCUCACCGUCCAUGGACUGACGGCUUCAAGGAAGUAUUUACACAAGAUGCACACUCACAGUGUCAAAGGUUUUGGUCCAUUCUCCUCCGUGGAAAGCUUCACGACUCUUCCAGGUAAGGAAGUGUUAGUCUUAGGGAGCCGUCAUUGCUGUGGUGCAUCAGUCACUGUUCUCCCAGUUAUGCACAUGUUGUGUCCCACCACACUGUCCCUCAUCAUGGAGCACUCCCUCCCUGAGGCUGACUUGAGGCCCAUUACCUGCAUGCUGUGUGUUGUGGUGCAUCAGUCACUGUUCUCCCAGUUAUGCACAUGUUGUGUCCCACCAUACUCUGUCCCUCAUCAUGGAGCACUCCCUCCCUGAGGCUGACUUGAGGCCCAUUACCUGCAUGCUCUGUGAAUGUCACCUCUGGCUCUGUGGGCAUGUGGGUAAACCCUGCUUGCCAGGUUGUUUAUGUAAGAGACAAUCCUUAGUAAAGAGUGUGCCCAGAAAGUUGGGUUAGAGCAGGUUGAUGGAUCCUGCUGGGAGGUACAUGGUAUGGGGAAGGUGCCUGCAUGGGGACCUGCACAGAGGAACCCCCAAGAAUGGUGUCAUAGUUUGGGUGAGGCAGGCUGGCAGA
Molecule: messenger RNA, 1648 nt
Organism: Eriocheir sinensis (Chinese mitten crab)
Lineage: Eukaryota; Metazoa; Arthropoda; Malacostraca; Decapoda; Varunidae
Product: neogenin-like
Exons: 7
Coding region: 351-998 (215 amino acids)
Molecular function (GO): protein binding
Source: RefSeq, a predicted model, not a curated record